GGCUCACGGAGGAGUCACGUGUGCAGGGCUGAGAGCGAGCGAAUGAGAAACGGAGAGCGGGAGAGAGAGAGAGCGAAUGUGCGAGGGAGGGAAAGAGAGAGGGGAUACGAGAUGUUAAAAGAGACAUGACAAAAUAUCCAAAAAGGAGACGCACGCCGUACCAUGCGCGCUAAAUUUGUGCCCGCUGGAAAUCGAGAUGUCGGAUCGACGGUGACGCGCAUCACCCCAUUUCACGGAGGAAACGAUUUCGCUGGAACUUUGGAACGGAGGGUCCGCGGGGAAACAUGGCCGAAGGAGGGCCGCGCAAAGGUGUCGGGUCACCGCAGAUUCUGGCUGGCUCGGGUUACUGCAAGUGGUUUAAUGUCCGCAUGGGUUUUGGCUUUAUAUCGAUGACCAGCAGCGAGGGGAAGCCAGUGGACCCUCCACUGGACGUGUUCGUUCACCAAAGUAAGCUGGUGAUGGAGGGCUUCCGGAGCUUACGGGAGGGCGAGCAGGUUGAAUUCACCUUCAAGAGGUCGAGUAAAGGUCUGGAGUCGCUCAGGGUCACGGGGCCCGGCGGGGGCCCAUGCUCGGGCAGUGACCGACGCCCCAAAGGCAAGGCCCCGCCCCUCAAACGCAAACCAAAGGGAGACCGGUGUUACAACUGUGGAGGUCUGGACCACCACGCUAAAGAGUGUGGCCUUCCACCCCAGCCAAAGAAGUGUCACUACUGUCAGAGUGUCACACACAUGGUGGCCCAGUGUCCCCAUAAGAGGGCGCUGUCCCCCUCCACGUCUCAGGACCCCCAGCGCCCCUCCACCUCCGCUCAGUCCCAGGAAGAGGGGAGCCGGUCGGGCUCGUCGUCCUCUCCCGAAGAAGCAUCUCAAAGGGGGAGUCACUCCCGGAGCUGGAGGAAAAGCCGGGACUGAAAGCAACCGAAAGGUUCCUCAUCCAGACGAAGCCCAGACCUGAAAUCAUCUACCUCACAUGGCUGGGUCACAGAGGAGACCCUCCCUCCCUUCCUUCCUUCCCGUGCAGCUAUGGUAUCAGCCGAUGGGGGUCAUGCGUGUACAUGCGUGUUCUCACUGAGAAAUCACAACAAACUCUGCGACUGGUGUGUGUGUGUGUGUGUGUG
Messenger RNA from Carassius auratus (goldfish), 1114 nucleotides. Its product is annotated as protein lin-28 homolog B-like. Gene Ontology annotation, cellular component: cytoplasm; nucleus. Gene Ontology annotation, biological process: pre-miRNA processing. Lineage: Eukaryota; Metazoa; Chordata; Actinopteri; Cypriniformes; Cyprinidae. The coding region runs from base 285 to 908 and encodes 207 amino acids. The transcript has 4 exons. The record is from RefSeq and is a predicted model, not a curated record. Gene Ontology annotation, molecular function: zinc ion binding; mRNA binding.